UUUUCUCUUGUAAAGAUGCUUGACUGCACGUUAAUAACACUUUCUCAUGCAUGUGUUUGUAAUGGAAUCCUAAGGCCCUGCCUAAUAUGUUCAAUAGCAAACAUCCAUCUCACGUCCUCUUCUGUUUUCUCACCAGUUCGAUCCUUCGGUACAGAAGACAGACCAACAGACCGUCCAAUACCACCUCGAGAUGAAGUCUUUGAGUACAUUAUCUUCCGGGGGAGUGAUAUCAAAGACCUCACUGUCUGUGAGCCCCCAAAACCGCAGUGUUCUUUGCCUCAGGACCCAGCUAUCGUUCAGUCCUCACUGGGUUCAUCAUCAUCUUCAUUCCAGUCAGUGGGCUCCUAUGGACCCUUUGGCAGGAUGCCAGCAUACAGUCAGUUCAGUCCAAGCACAUUGGUCGGGCAGCAGUUUGGUGCCGUUGGUGUUGCUGGGAGCUCAUUGACAUCCUUUGGAACAGAAGCAUCGAAUAGCAGUACCUUAUCCCAGAGCAGCGCAGUUGGUUCUGCCUUCACACAGGACACAAGAUCUGUAAAACCACAGCUAGCCCAAGGUCGAUCAAGCCCUCAGUUAGACCCUUUGAGAAAAAGUCCAACCAUGGAACAAGCAGUACAGACCGCCUCGGCCCACUUACCUGCUCCAGCACCUGUUGGGAGAAGGAGCCCUGUACCAACCAGGUCUUUGCCAUCCACCAGCCAGAAAGCAAUAGACAACCAAGAGCACAGGCGAGCUGAAGUUCAUAAAGUCCCAAGGCCAGAAAAUGAGCAGCUCAGAAAUGAUACCAAGAGGCAAAUAGUUCCAGGUGUUCCUUCUGCUCCAAGGAGAGGACGUGGGGGUCAUCGAGGUGGCAGGGGACGAUUUGGUAUCCGUCGAGAUGGUCCAAUGAAAUUUGAGAAAGACUUUGACUUUGAAAGUGCAAAUGCACAAUUUAACAAGGAAGAAAUCGACAGAGAGUUUCAUAAUAAACUUAAAUUAAAAGAAGACAAACUUGAAAAACAAGAGAAACCUGUAAAUGGUGAAGAUAAAGGGGACUCCGGAGUUGACACUCAGAACAGUGAAGGGAACGCUGAUGAGGAAGAUCCUCUUGGCCCCAACUGCUAUUACGACAAAACUAAGUCCUUCUUCGACAAUAUUUCUUGUGAAGGUAACAGAGAAAGGAGACCUACUUGGGCUGAAGAAAGAAGGUUAAAUGCUGAAACGUUUGGAAUACCCCUUCGUCCCAAUCGUGGCCGUGGGGGCUACCGAGGCAGAGGAAGCCUUGGCUUCCGAGGAGGCAGAGGACGUGGCAGUGGCCGAGGAGGGACUUUCACUGCCCCACGAGGAUUUCGUGGUGGAUUUAGAGGUGGUCGUGGGGGCAGGGAGUUUGCAGAUUUUGAAUAUAGGAAAACCACGGCUUUUGGACCCUAAAAGGUCUGGAUUGGUCAUACUGCUUUCUGAAAGAAAGACAACAAAGUUGCUGCAUAGUCUACAAACAAGUCUUUGAAAAUAGGUGACUCCUAGCUCUUCAUGGUCCUGGAAAGUGGUUUCAGUCUUUGUGAAGAAUGAAGAAGUGAAGUUGCUGUCUGUCUGUCACCAGCACUUGGUUGUGUCUGUCUGUGUUUCUGCUUCAUUUCAAAGCUGCACUGCAGUUGCUUUGGGGCAGGAAGGCUUGUCUUAAAACAUGAGCAUAGGUUAUGUGGAGUAGCAGAAGGCUGUGAUCCUUGCUAGAGUUGAACCACAGUGAGCUGAAUGGAACCGCUAAGUCUUUUUUUUUUUUUUUUUUUCUUUCUUUUUUUUUUCAUCACUGAAAGGAUUUUUCUUGUCACUAAUUAAUUGUAUUUGGUGAUUACUUCCAGCUGCCUGCAGAUAGGCCGUGAUACUGUGUUUGAGCCACAGAAAGUUUGCGUGCGUGCGUGCGUGCGUGUGCGUGUGUGUGUGUGUGUGUGUGUCUUUUUCUUUUUGGAGAGCCUAUAAUAUGAGGUAGCUUAUUUUGACACUUAAUUAGGGUGCUGGAUGGUAGAGAAUUUUGUCAGUCAACUAUGUACACACAGGUAAAUACUGUUUCUUAGGCAAAGGUAACUUUUUUAUAUAGUUGUAAAAUUCCAUUAUAUUCCAUUGCCAAAGAAACAUUAAGAACUUUGUAUAGCUGUAUAAAAAGCAACUAAUUUUUUAAAGAAUAAACGUUUAAAGUCAGCAAACAUACGUGUCCUUGCAGAAGUCAGUGUGCUGAGGAGCAGGGCUACGGGUGGGUCCUUUCCCUUUGCUUUCCAGGGUUAAGGUUUUUGAUUUCUUUUUUAAUGUUUGGAACACAAAUGAAGAUUUGAUAACUUUAUUCCAUUAUCUAAAAAGAAUAAAUUAUUCAUGCAUAGUGUAUGGACUUCAUUUUGUAGCAGAUCACAGGAUUUGUCCAAAUAACAGAUAUUUUCAGUGUAUGAAUGUAAAUGAUCACAGAUGAGAAUGUACCUCGCUGUAUUUUCAGAUGAGUAACCCUCCCCUUUUUAAGACAUUAAAGCUAGGCGUCCAUUGCCCUGUUUUCCUGCUGUGCCUGAAUUCUGUUGCGAUGACACUUCAAGAAGAUGGGGUUUUCGGAAUCCUCAUCACUGACACAGCUGUGGGCCUGUGACCUACUGGUGACUCCGUGUACACGUUUGUUGCUAACUGUAAAUUACUAAUAAAUCUUUUUAAUAUUUAAGCUAUAGUGAAAAAGAUCUGGCCACUUUGUUUUUAACGAAGGCCAUGAAAUAAAGGGAUCCAAAGAUUUAA
This is a messenger RNA of Cricetulus griseus (Chinese hamster), 2742 nucleotides long. Lineage: Eukaryota; Metazoa; Chordata; Mammalia; Rodentia; Cricetidae. The record is from RefSeq and is a predicted model, not a curated record.